Manduca sexta (tobacco hornworm) is the source of this 3980-nucleotide messenger RNA. RefSeq names its product xanthine dehydrogenase 1. Lineage: Eukaryota; Metazoa; Arthropoda; Insecta; Lepidoptera; Sphingidae. Gene Ontology annotation, molecular function: 2 iron, 2 sulfur cluster binding; FAD binding; oxidoreductase activity. The record is from RefSeq and is a predicted model, not a curated record.
AUGUUAAGGAAAAUCAAGCCCAAAGAAAGUGCCAACCAGGUAGAGAUAAAAAUAUCUCCAGACAAACAGCACAGUCAUGCUGACGUGCGUUGCCAACUUCUUCACUCUCCCCUCAAGGAAUGCCAGGGUUUAUUCCAUUCUUUUGCAGUUGGCAAUGAAGUAACUUCUAAAUUAACACUGGUCGACUACAUAAGGAAAACUUUAAACCUCCCUGGCACCAAAUACAUGUGCCGUGAAGCGGGCUGCGGUGCUUGCAUUGUCUCAGUAUCUAAAUGUCCGAAACCUGAUCAAGCUGUUAAUUCUUGUUUGGUGUCAAUACCAUCAUGCCAAGAUUGGGAUAUUACAACUAUUGAAGGAUUGGGAAAUAGAAAGAUGGGUUAUCAUGUACUCCAAAAAACUCUAGCAGAAAACAACGGCUCGCAGUGUGGACACUGCUCUCCUGGAUGGAUCAUGACCAUGCAUAGCCUUCUUCAAAGAAAAAAGCGUCUUACAAUGCGCGAAAUAGAACAGUCUUUGGCAGGUAACGUCUGCAGAUGCACCGGCUACAGACCAAUACUGAAGGCAUUUAAGAAAUUUGCCUUAGAUGCACCAAGAAACGAUCUCCCAGAUAUUGAAGAACUCUAUAAAUGUAAAAAAAGUAGUGUUUGUAAAAAAAAAUGUGAUGAUGAUUGGUGUUUCAUCACAAAGGAGGCAUUACAGAAGAAAAUAUUAAAAUUAAGAUUAAAAGACAAAAGAUUAUGGUAUAAAGUUUGUGAAAUUGAAGAUGUAUUUGACAUUUUAGAUAAAGAAGGUGAUGAUUCUUAUAUGUUGGUGGCAGGGAACACGGCCAAAGUUCCUUAUCCGAUAGAAGAGUACCCUAGAGUGAUAAUAGAUAUAAGUGGUGUCGAGGAGCUGAAGCGCUGUCAGCUCGAUCAAAACCUGGUCAUCGGAGCAGGGACCACGCUAACUGAUCUCUUAGAGCUGUUCAAGGACAUGUCAAAAGAAGACGAUUUCUCGUACCUGGGUAAAUUGUGGGAACACUUGCAAAAAGUUGCUCACGUCGCUGUAAGAAAUUUGGCAUCCAUAGCUGGUAAUCUUAUGAUAAAGCAUCAGCACAGAGAUUUUUCUUCGGAUUUAUUUCUUCUGUUUGAAUGUAUUGGAGCUCAGCUAACUCUAUGUUCAAGAUCGUCCAGAUCAUCCAGAGAAGUGAAAACAAUCACAAUGCAAGAGUUUCUCGAUAUAAACAUGAAAGGAAAAAUAAUUCUUAAUAUUUUACUGCCACCGUUAAGCCACGAGUUUAGAAUCGUGACAUUUAAGAUCAUGCACCGUGGGCAAGGGACGCCUGCCAUUGUUAACGCAGGGUUCUUGUACCAAAUAACCGAAGACUACAUAGUCAGGGCAUGCAGGAUUGUAUACGGAGGUCUGUCAGACCAGUUCAACAGAGCGAGGAAUACUGAGAACUUCCUGGUCGGGAAGCACCUGUUCACAAACAACACGCUACAGAACGCGCUGAAGGUCCUGGACAAUGAGCUGGUGAUCACUAGCGAUCUACUGAGUCCUUCGGUGGAGUACAGGAGGAAGUUGUCUUUAGCUUUGUUUUAUAAGGGUUUGUUAACACUCUGCUCUGAAGACAAGAUCCAGCAAAAAUAUCGUUCUGGAUCUAUCCAAAUAUAUAACAUGAGAUCAGUGUCAAAGGGUAGUCAAGUUUACACGACUAAUUCGGCGCUCUGGCCUCUCAAUCAACCGAUAAACAAAGUUGAAGCUUUGACUCAAUGCUCUGGCGAAGUGGUAUACAGUGAUGAUCUGCCAUAUCAGCCCCAUGAAAUGUCUGCCGCAUUUGUUCUUACUACAGUGAGCACAGGAAAAAUCGUCCAUAUUGAUGCAAGUAAGGCGUUGAAAUGUAAAGGAGUACUAGCAUUCUAUACAGCAAAAGAUAUACCAGGCCUGAAUUCCUUCACACCAGCGGAUGACAUAUUUGGAAUAAAUAAUGAAGAAUUAUUUUGCAAUGGAAUAGUAAAGUACCACAGCCAACCAAUAGGAGUGAUAGUAGCUGAAACAUACGAAAUAGCUAACGCAGCUACAAAACUGGUUGCGGUUACGUACAGUGGUGUUAAAACACCAGUAAUUAGGGUUGAGGAAGCGAAAAAGGAUCCGUCAAGGACCACAUUAUACAGAACUAUUUAUGCUACAAGAAAAGGUACAGACAUUGUAAAAGUGAUUAAAAAUAGCAACACAAUAUACGGACAAUACCAUUUUGUAAUGGAAAACAUUAUGUGUCUCGCUCAACCGUCGCAAGAAGGACUUAAAAUACACGCGACAGCGCAAUCGUUGGAUGCAAUGCAAUUGAUGAUAUCGCGGGCACUAAAUAUUGAUCAGAACAGAAUCGAUGUCCACAUGCGUCAAUUAGGAGGUUCCUAUGGUCUGAAGAUAUCCCGUUCAAUCCAGAGUGCAGUAGCGUGCAGUCUUGCUGCCUACCUAUUAAAUAGGCCCUGUCGGUUCAUAGUUCCAAUGCAAGUCGCUACAAAGGCUGUAGGGAAAAGACUCCCUUGUCACACAGAUUACGAGGUCGGUGUCGACGCUUCUGGAAAGAUCCAAUACAUGAAUUAUGAUUUAUAUGAAGACAAUGGCUACACAAUUAACGAACAGUUCAUUCAAGUGAUAGUUGGAAGCUACAGUAAUUGCUAUGACAGUUCUUCGUGGAACUUUAGAUGUUUCGACGUUACCACUGAUACUCCUAAAAACUCUUGGUGUAGAUCGCCUGGUAACCUAGAGGCUAUUGCGAUGGUAGAAUAUGUAAUGGAACAAAUCGCAUGUGAACUAGGAUUGGAUCCUUUAGACGUACGCCUAGCAAAUAUUGCAGAAGAGUACGCUGAUAUAAAAAAAAUGAUCAAAACCAUUAAAAAGAACUCAAACUACGAAAAAAGACGUAAAGCAGUGGAUAAAUUCAAUCGCGAAAAUCGAUGGCUUAAGCGAGGCUUGCGUUUCUCCAUCAUGAGAUGGACUCCAAUACCCGUUGGUAUCAUAGCAGUAAACAUGUCUGUCUACCAUGGAGAUGGUACAAUCGCACUAACUCACAGCGGUAUUGAAAUGGGUCAAGGUUUGAAUACUAAAGCAAUUCAAGUAUGUGCCUUUUUGCUUAAUAUCCCUAUAGAGAAAAUUCAAGUUAAAGAAAAUAAUACCAUAAUAGGGCCCAAUGUGUACGCAACUGCAGGUAGUUUGGGAUCACAAAAUGUGUCGCUAGGAGUGACAGAAUGCUGCGAAGAGUUAUUAAGAAGAUUAGAGCCUAUACGACAACAACUAACGAAUCCGACGUGGGAAGAAUUGAUAAGUACGGCCUAUCAGAGUAACGUAAACUUGCAAACUCAAGGGUUUGUGGGCAUUCCAGAUAUUGAGAAGUACAUGUAUAACAUAUUUGGCGUAGCACUGGCAGAAGUAGAGGUAGAUGUAUUAACUGGAGAAUUUCAGGUGCUCAGAGUCGAUCUGGAGGAAGAUGUUGGGUUGAGUACAAACCCUUUCAUUGAUGUUGGACAAAUUGAAGGCGCAUUUAUUAUGGGACAAGGUUAUUGGACCUGUGAAGACCUAAUAUAUGAUAAAAAUACAGGAGAAAUGCUAACAACCCGCCCGUGGAAUUACUACGUCCCACUCGGAACUGACAUUCCACAGGAUUUUAGAGUUUAUUUUAGAGAAAAUUCUUAUAGUUUCAAGCAAAUAUAUGGUGCUAAAGCGAUUGGUGAACCAUCGACAUGUCUCUCUGUCGUCAUAGCCUACGCUAUCAGAGAAGCCAUCUCAUCGGCCAGGGUCGACUCCGGGAUACCUACUACAGAAUGGUUUCCUAUCAAGGGACCUUAUACUGUUGAAAAGAUUGCUCUCGCGAUGAAAACCGAGCCAGCUGAUUUUAAAUUUAAUUGUUGAGCAAUCGGAUGACACUGACGAAGACAAUCUAAUAGUUGAUUUUUCAAGAAUAAUUUAUUGUUUAUUUAUUAUCAUCAUCUGUGACAAAU